Molecule: messenger RNA, 1975 nt
Organism: Onthophagus taurus
Lineage: Eukaryota; Metazoa; Arthropoda; Insecta; Coleoptera; Scarabaeidae
Gene: Lapsyn
Product: Leucine-rich repeat activity-regulated protein at synapses
Molecular function (GO): protein binding
Source: RefSeq, a predicted model, not a curated record
CUAAAAAGUUACCUGCAAGAAGCGACAUCUUUUAAAGAUUUGAAGUAAUCGUUAUUGAGGUGCCAUCUAUUAUAAUAUCGAUGAACUAUAAGCUAUGACGUAGAACAAUUUUAAAUUGAGUACCGUGCGGUGAUAAUUACUGUUUUGUAUGGCAAAAUUGGCCGAAGAUGAUGGUUAUUAGGGUUUUUUCGUAGAGAAAAAAUUGCGGUUUUUAAUUUUUUGUCUAGUUUUUCGCGUGGAACGGUGCUGUAUUGAUGAUCAAACGAGUGUUGGGUCAUUAAAAGGCAAUAACGAGAAGGAAGGAUCCGCUUUGGGACGCUAUCAUUAUCGUUUCGACCUUUUAACCCGUGACACGAUUACACAGUGUAACAGACAAUGGUGUACGUUGGUUGUUCUUGUCGAUUUGAAAACGUUUAUUGUUUAUCGAAGUUAAUUAGGGAGCAUCAUCAUCCGUCGCACGGCCGGCCCUUCCCAUCUAAUUAUUUACUCUAUUUGAAUUGUCGCUGUAAUACACAAUAAAGAGUUAGGUAAGAAUCCGGCGACAAUUCAUUUUUAACCGUUUUAACGACGCAUCUGUUCGUAAAUAAACUACAAUUAACUCUUGAUUGACUUAACUGACGAAGACGUCCCCUUAAAAAAGAAGUAAUGCACUUCACAGCAUCCUUUAACUUCACAUACUCGUGAUUUAGGUAAACAAAGAGUUGUUAACUUUUUGUAAUACAAUUGCAACAUCUAGUUUACACCAGACUUAAGUUGAAGAAAUUAAACGAAUAAUUGGAUUAAUUUAAGAUCUCCAAUGCGGGCUUACUCAUGACUUUUAUUAAUUAUAAAAUGCGAGAUACUCCAGAUAACUAAAGUUGCGCAAAACAAAAAAAAAUUGUUAUCGUUAAAAUCGUCAAAAAAUAAUCAGAUUACUCAGAUAGUCGGAAUCAUUACUAUUGUUUAUGUGAUUUUCAACGCGAAAUGAUCGCGAUUUACCUCUGGAUUUUACUUUUCGUUUUCGUCGGAGCCGAUCAACCCAUUUCUUGUCAAAAAUGUAGAAAUCAAAGAGUUCAUAAUAUGAAAGGCGCGGAUUGUUACGAUUUGGGUUUAAGGGAGAUUCCGCAAUGUUUAAAUCCAAAUAUUGAGGUAUUGGACUUAUCAUAUAAUCGCAUAAGAAAAGUCAAAGAAACUGAUAUUGAACGUUAUUCUAGUCUAAAAUAUUUAUAUUUAACCGAUAAUACAAUCACUGAAAUAGAAGAAAAAGCAUUAUCAAAAUUAACAUCGUUGGAACUUUUGCAUUUAAGUUAUAAUCCGUUAUUGGCGAUUCCAAAAACGAUUUUUCAAUUGCCAUCUUUAAAGAAAUUGUAUAUAAGUGAACAUCAAGAUGUUGAUGUUGCGUAUGAUAUUGAGAAAGGGAAGCCGAUAUUAAGUCCGUUGAUGAUGUUAGAAAUUGCGUUUAACGAUAUGAGAGAGUUGCCUAAUUUGGGGGAACUCCCGACGUUGAUUUUUUAUAACAUAUCGGGAAAUAAAGACGUUUUGAUGAAAACGUCCCAUUUUGCUGGGCUGUGCAUGCUAAAACAAAUCGAUAUGACGAAGUUUAGCGGAAGAUUUGUUUCUGAUUGUGAUUGUAUUAAUAUUCAAAGAUGGCUUCAAGCCCGGAAAGUUGAGAUUAUCGGGGAAUUUAUUUGUCAAAUUAAUGAUUGCGCAUAUGAAAUCCCUGAAAGUGACUUAGAAAUGUUUGCAAUUUGUUUAGAGAGCAAUAAAGUGAAGAGUUUGCAUAGCACAUUGUUAUAUAUUGUCCUUCCCGCGUGCCUUAUCGCUACUAUUAUUUUGUGUAUACUUCUCUUUAUGUGCUGGCGAAAAACAAACAGUAGAUAUCAUCGAACAUCUGUCCAAAUCCAUGCUAACCGUCCAUUAUUUAAAUGAAAGAUGUAGAAAUGUAAAUAGUUUAGGUUUAUAAAUAUAUUUUUAUAAAAAAAAUAUUUAUAAUAUA